This is a messenger RNA of Didymodactylos carnosus, 1356 nucleotides long. Lineage: Eukaryota; Metazoa; Rotifera; Eurotatoria; Philodinida; Philodinidae. The record is from the annotation of a GenBank genome assembly.
AUGUCAGCUUUAAAUGAAUCAAAAACGACCUCGACGUCGCUUAACUUGGUGGAUAAACUAAGUGGCGCACUUUGGGGCUUUUUUAUUGCUGAUUCGCUAUCAAUGCCCUCCCAUUGGUUUUAUAAUCCUGAUAAUAUAAUCAAAGUAUUUGGUCCAAAUGGAAUUACUGGUUAUAUUGACUGUCCUCCCACUCAUGCAGAAGCAUUUAUGGCUGGCAGUGGAUAUAAUCCAGCAGAGGAGAUAUCCACUCCAAAUUAUCGUCCAGCUGAUAUCCUCCACCAACAUUCAAAAUAUUACAAAAUACAUAAUUCUGAAUAUGAUGGUCGAUCAUUUAAAGAAAGCAACUUUGCCGGAAAUCGUGACAGUCAUGGUAAUGCCUUAGUAGGAGCUAACGAUAGUCGACCUCAUUAUCACGUCGGAUUAAAAGCAGGUGAAAAUACUUUACAAGGAGAAAUCAUUCGAUUAUUUCUAAAGACUUCCGUCGAAAAUAAUGGUUACAAUCAAAACCAAUGGUUAAAAUCGUUUACUAGCUACAUGUUAUCUGCACGUGAAGAUUGUGUUGAUCCCUAUAUUGAAGUUGCAAUUAGGAAAUACUUCGAAAAUUACAGUCGAGGUUUACCACUGUAUUCAUGUGCGGUCAGACAAAGAGACACAUGGUCAACCGGAAACUGUUGUGCGAUGGCUUCAACUAUAAUUACUUCUCUAUUAUAUCCACAUUUUCUUCAACGUGGUAUUGCACGAGCUUUUGAACAUCAGGCUCUAUUAUACCGUUCAGAACAGGCGAUGGUUUAUGGAACUGUUCUAAUACCACUCAUUCAUCAAUUUAUUCAUUCGGAAUCAACUUCAUCACAAUAUUAUUUUGAUUCUCUACUAACUGUGUGUGAAUCUAUCUAUUCAGCAAAGAUUAGUGGACCAGAAUUAUUUGCCAAAUAUCGUGAAUAUAAAGGACCAGGUAAUAUACCGAAAGAUGAAACUUGGCAGUUACACAAUCAAUUGAGAGAAGAACCGAUUCGACAAGAAACUGAAACUUUUUUAAAUUCGAAAGAUUCUAUCAAAGAUGUAGAAGUGCUACGUGGACGCUAUGGCACAGCCUGUUAUAUCGAACAGGGUAUUCCAGGAAUUAUUUAUUUAGCAUUGAAAUAUAAUUUUAAUUUAGAAGCAGCACUAUUAGCUAAUGCAAAUGUUGGCGGUGAUACGACUGGGAGAGGUGUAAUUUUAGGCUUGAUCAUUGGGAGUGCGAUUGGAAAAUCAAAUAUUCCAGAACAUCUGAUUAAGGGACUAAAGAACAGUGAAAAGUUGAAUCGUGAGAUAAGUGAAUUUGUGGAAUUAGCAGUUAAAGGAGGGUUGAAGGACUGA